AUGGGAAAUACAGCGUGCUGCAGCUUUGACAGUGACGCGACUGCUGACCUUGAGAUAGGUCGAGAGGGGGAAAUGCGCAGUCGGAAGCCGGUUCAGGUAUCCAAGGAAGCCUUUGACAACUGGCUGAAUCGGUAUGAGGCCGGAGACACGAUGGAAGUACUUUUUCCUGAUGGACACCGUAUCGAGUGUAACUUGAAAAUUGACCGGCCGAAAAACUACAUGAAUCUCACGUUCAAUCAGAAAGUGAGACCAAUCCAGCUAGACGACAUUGCUGCUGUCCUCUAUGGCUCGGAUCCUCGCAGUUCCGAAUGCGCAGAUAGUAAAAUGCUUCGAAAUCCCCGUGUCGUGGGUUUUCGCCUCGCAAGCUCUGGACGAGCUAUCGCGUUCUCUUUUAAAGACGUCACCGAUGCGCAGUGCUUUGUAUCUUUCUUGGACGACGAAAUCAAGAAGAACCAGGAGUCACACAAGUCUUCAGCAAGUAACGCCAAAAACUAA
This is a messenger RNA of Neospora caninum, 495 nucleotides long. RefSeq lists its product as hypothetical. Lineage: Eukaryota; Apicomplexa; Conoidasida; Eucoccidiorida; Sarcocystidae. The transcript has a single exon. The record is from RefSeq and is a predicted model, not a curated record. The coding region runs from base 1 to 495 and encodes 164 amino acids.